AUGUCACUUGAAUUAUCUUAUCCAGUCACUUUACCCGACGGCCAGAAAUUCGAUCAACCUUCAGGUUUGUUCAUCAACAACGAAUUCGUCAAGUCUAAAGCGGGCAAGACCUUGGACUCGAUCAACCCGUCCACGGGCGAAGUCAACGGCUCCGUCUAUGCAGCCGAGAAGGAAGACAUCGACGUGGCGGUGGCUGCCGCCAAGCAAGCCUUGCCAGGAUGGAAAAAGAACUUUACUGGUGUCCAGCGUGGAAUCAUGUUGAACAAGAUUGCCGACAAGUUGCAGGAGCAGCGCGACUUGUUGGGGGCCAUGGAAGCUUGGGACUCGGGCAAGAACAAGGACAACAAUGCCGUUUUCGACAUUGAUGAGUGCAUCUCGACCUUUAGAUACUAUGCAGGCUGGGCCGACAAGAUUACCGGAAGAUUAAUUCAAAACGACCCCAAGAAGUUGGCUUAUACUGUCCACGAGCCCAUUGGGGUUGUAGGCCAGAUUGUUCCUUGGAACUACCCGCUUGCCAUGUCUGCGUGGAAGUUGGCGCCUGCUUUAGCUGCUGGCAACUGUGUUGUCUUGAAAACUUCGGAAAUCACGCCGCUUUCCAUGUUGUACGUGGCCCAGUUUUUCAAAGAGGUUGGUUUCCCUGCUGGUGUGGUUAACAUUGUCUCGGGUUAUGGUGCCACUGCCGGCUCGGCCUUGUGUGUUCACCCAGACGUGGCCAAGAUUGCAUUUACUGGAUCGACUGCUACUGGUAAGUUGAUUGCCAAGAUGGCUGCCGACACUAUGAAGUUGGUGACUUUGGAAUGCGGUGGUAAGUCGCCCUUGAUCAUUAGACAAGAUGCCGACUUGGAGCAAGCUGUCAAGUGGGCUGCCGUUGGUAUCAUGUCGAACCAAGGCCAAGUUUGUUGUUCAACUUCAAGAAUAUAUGCUCACGAGUCGAUUUACGAGCAGUUUUUGCAAGAUCUUGCUGCUCACGUUGCCAAAGAAUACAAGCAAGGCACAGUUUUCGAGCCCGACUGUGUUGUUGGACCACAGGUGUCCAGGCUCCAGCGCGACAAAGUGUUCAACUAUAUCGAAAUUGGUCGAUCCGAAGGAGCAAGAGUCGUGUUGGGCGGAGAGAAGAAUGAACAGGGCGACUUGUCCAAGGGCUUCUUCAUCAAGCCCACCAUCUUUGCCGACGUGAAGCCGGAAAUGAGGAUUGUGCAAGAGGAAAUCUUUGGUCCUGUGGUUAGUGUUGGCAAGUUUUCCACCGACGACGAGGCAAUCGAGUUGGCCAACGGCACUUCGUACGGCUUGGGUUCCGCGAUUUUCACCAGAGACAUAGAAAAGGCACACGUCAUGGCGGGCGAGAUCGAGGCUGGUAUGGUCUGGAUCAACUCCUCCAACGAUUCCGACGUGCGUAUACCAUUUGGUGGGGUCAAGAUGUCUGGUGUCGGCAGAGAGUUGGGUGAGUACGGGUUGUCCAUGUACACACAGGCCAAAGCCGUCCAUGUCAACAUCGGACUCAAGUUGUAG
Lodderomyces beijingensis is the source of this 1509-nucleotide messenger RNA. The record is from the annotation of a GenBank genome assembly. NCBI's taxonomy places the organism in Eukaryota, Fungi, Ascomycota, Pichiomycetes, Serinales, Debaryomycetaceae.